Pimephales promelas (fathead minnow) is the source of this 3228-nucleotide messenger RNA. RefSeq names its product coronin, actin binding protein, 1B (gene coro1b). Gene Ontology annotation, molecular function: actin filament binding. Gene Ontology annotation, biological process: cell migration; actin filament organization. The record is from RefSeq and is a predicted model, not a curated record. Lineage: Eukaryota; Metazoa; Chordata; Actinopteri; Cypriniformes; Leuciscidae.
AUGGCGAACUUCACACAUCGCUGCUUUUAAUUCUAAGCACAUUCGCUAAGGAAUUUACCACCCAUCAUCUUUUAUCCUUCACCGGGGUCGACGCGCUUCCUGAUUUAUUUUAACUUCCUGAACUGAACAGUUUUCUUUCAGCUUUGUACAUAUUUUAAAAACAGACAAUUGUGCAUUUAUUUCCCUGAUAAUAUGGAUUAAUUUGUCGAUGCCUGCUCAAAUUGACUGGAUAUAUCUGUUCCACCUGACCAUGCAGAAAAUCCCGGCGAUAACACACUCAAAGGAUUAGUGUAGUUUUAUAGAUCAUUGCAUUUAUAUAUAAUAUAUAAUAUUUUUAUACCCGGAAUCGCGUCAUUAAUUUCUGAAGAUUUUUCUAAGAAAGGAAAGAAACUAAAGAAGGAGGAAACCCCCAAACAGAGUCAUGUCCUUCAGGAGGGGUGUUGUCAGGCAGAGUAAGUUCAGGCAUGUGUUCGCACAGGCCUGGAAGGCUGAGCAUUGCCUUGAUGAUGUCAGAGUGUCACGCGUGACGUGGGACGGUCCGCUCUGUGCCGCCAAUCCCAAGUUCAUUGCUGUUGUCAUCGAGGCUGGAGGAGGUGGAGCCUUUCUUGUGUUCCCGCUCGCCAAGAGCGGGAGAGUGGACCAGAACACCCCGACUGUGUGCGGGCACGCCGCUCCAGUGCUGGAUGUGCAGUGGUGCCCACAUGAUGACAACGUUAUUGCCAGUGCCUCAGAGGACUGCACUGUCAAGGUUUGGCAGAUUCCUGACGGAGGUCUUACGUCUCCCAUGUCUGAAGCUGCUGUGACUCUCGAGGGCCACAGUAAAAGAGUGGGCAUCCUAGCCUGGCACCCUUCGGCCCUCAACAUCCUGUUGACUGCAGGAUGUGAUAAUGUCCUCUGUGUGUGGGAUGUGGGCACCGGGGAGAUGGUGUACCAGCUGAGUGACGCCCAUCCUGACCUGAUAUACAGCGUGAGCUGGAACCGAGAGGGGAGCAUCCUGUGCACCACCUGUAAAGACAAAGCCUUACGAGUCAUUGAUCCCCGGCGGGGAACUGUCCUUAAGGUGCGGGAGAAAGCUCAUGAGGGCACCAGGCCAAUGAGGGCCGUCUUUCUGGCCGAUGGGAAAAUCCUGACAACCGGAUUCAGUCGCAUGAGUGAGAGACAGCUUGCCCUCUGGGACACAAGAGAUCUGUCUGAGCCAAUGGUUACACAGGAAAUGGACACCAGUAAUGGAGUUCUGCUUCCAUUCUAUGACCCAGACACCAACAUGGUUUACUUGUGCGGGAAGGGGGAUUGUACCAUCCGCUACUUUGAGGUGACGGAUGAGUCACCGUUUGUUCAUUUCCUGAGUCUGUAUAGCAGUAAGGAGCCGCAGAGAGGUGCUGGUUUUCUAAGCAAACGAGGAGUAGAUGUCAACAAGUGUGAAAUAGCAAGGUUCUAUAAGCUUCAUGAGAGAAAGGUUGAGCCCAUAUCUAUGACUGUGCCACGGAAGUCCGACCUGUUUCAAGGGGAUCUGUACCCGGAUACGGCGGGAUUAGAACCCGCUCUAUUGGCGGAAGAUUGGAUAGCAGGACAAGAUGCCGCUCCAGUCCUUGUUUCCCUCAGCGGAGGCUACAUGGCCCCUCCAACCAAAGCCGGCACGCUGCGGGGUCGACCCAAACUGCUCUCUCAGACCAACACUAGUCCCACCAGCACUACUGCGCCAGCAAACCCUAUGGCGGUUGAGAUGGAGAGCGAGGCUCCGGGCCACGGGCGAGGAGGAAGGGAUGUAGAUGGUGGGAUAGAGAGAGUAAAGAAAGAGGAGGACCAGCUUUCUGAUAUCCUGACGGAGGUGCGGGCUUUACGCGCUCUGGUUCUGGCUCAGGGUCACAGGAUUGACGUUCUGGAAAGGCAACUCGCCCGCAUUGAGGAUGGAGAAGUGUGAAGGAAACUACAAACAUAUCACACAACACAUAGCCUUACCCACAUUCAAAAAGCUUCACUGAAGAGUUAUGGGAAAUGUAGUUCCGUUACUGUGACAUAGUAAUACAAAGAAAUGAUUGAGCUUUGAGCUUUAUUGGUACAUUUUUGGCUAUUGAUGCACUGAUUUAUAAUAUCCUAAAUGCUGCUCAUUUUGUGCUUUUACUAGGGCUGUUAAUGCUAAGUACAGACUCUGAAGUCAGAAUUUGGUUGGGUCAAUAUUUGCAUGAACAUGCAAACUUGAAAUGAAAAGCAGACUUGGGGAUUAGCGUGUAGUGUGCAUUAAGAAAGCAUUUAUGAAUGCUUCUGCUUAAUGAAAGUAGUUUGAAGCAUGAAACCUUCAGGAAAUGUAUUAAUCCAACAUGCUGAAUUAAUUCCUUUCUUCCGCUAAAGUUUGAUGGUGCUUAUAAACAUGCAUAGACCAGAAGCACUGUUCUUGGGUUUCUUUCUUCCAAUUUAUGUCUUAACACUUGUAGCAUUUAUUUUGGAUGUGGUUAGAGUUUCAUGUGUGGAAAUGUGUGUAGCAUGUGAUAGAAACUGUACUUGUUGUUGAAGGAACUUGUGAGCUAUCGAUAUAAUGAAGAAGAGUGUCAGAAAAUACUGAUGAAGAUCUUGUAGGAUGAAAAGUUCAUAUUUCAGGUCAGGUCAUAUUUCACUCCAAAAUAUUUUGUUGACAUUUUCAACUUUUUUUUUAAAGCACACAUUCUGCAUUUUGUAAUUGUUUACCUAUUGUUUUUUUUUCUUCUUCUUUCAAUUCCUAUUUUUGGGAAUUAACUGAUUUUACAGUAAUCAUUUUCCAUAAUACACUCAAAACAUAUUGUAAAAAAAAAAAUUAUUUUACAUAUAAAUCAGACUAAAUUUACGGCAGUACGUCAAGUACAACCAUGAGAAUAUUUGAUUUCAUUAUGGUAAUGCAAAACGUGCUUAACUGUCAUAUUUCUUUUGAUUUGGAGAGACCUGGCAGGUUUGUUGAUUAUUGAGCCUCUUGAUGAAUAACUGUGUUUCAUUCCUGUUUGAUUGAAUAUGAAAAACACUAGUAGAAUGUGACAUUGAUUUAGAGAUUUAGAUGGUGGUGAUUUUGUAUUUGUUUUAUUUUUAGUUUGUAAUCAUGGGCACUACAAUCAGGGAUGAUGGAAACGACUCAUCCUCCUCUGUGAAUGACUUUAUGUAGCUUUAUCUGUUGUAUAUGUUGUAAAUGAUCUAAGUAUCCAUUUACUUAAAACUUAAGUGCUAACUUAAUCUGUUCUUUUUAAUAAAUGACAUUCCCCCUUA